Messenger RNA from Arabidopsis arenosa, 1033 nucleotides. NCBI's taxonomy places the organism in Eukaryota, Viridiplantae, Streptophyta, Magnoliopsida, Brassicales, Brassicaceae. The record is from the annotation of a GenBank genome assembly.
AAGAGAGAGAAGAAGACGAAACGAUUGUCAGAGAGAGAAAGGUCUCAUCCAUUAUCACUCGCAGAAGAUUUGUUCUCAUCUGAUUCCUCCGAUCUGCCAUGGCUCUGCUUCGCUAACACUAAGAAGAUUCACACACGCGGUGAAGGAGAGGGAGGAGGAUAGAUCUCUUUUUCCGUCGCGAGAAAAAAAAAACGUGUCUAGAGGCUUUCACUAAGGAGUUGAUUCAUACUGAGAGAAGAUAGAAAUGGCAGAUGGGAUAUCGAGCUUUUGGGGUCCUGUGACUUCUACUAUAGAGUGUUGUGAGAUAAACUAUGCCUACUCAUCCUACAUUGCAGAGUUCUAUAACACUAUCUCCAAUGUCCCUGGAAUCCUAUUGGCUCUCAUUGGUCUUGUCAAUGCAUUAAGGCAACGGUUUGAGAAGAGGUUUAGCAUUCUUCACAUAUCGAAUAUGAUUCUUGCUAUCGGCAGCAUGCUCUACCAUGCCACUUUACAGCACGUGCAACAACAGAGUGAUGAGACCCCAAUGGUGUGGGAGAUACUACUUUACAUGUACAUCCUUUACUCACCAGAUUGGCAUUACAGAAGUACAAUGCCUACUUUUCUCUUCCUCUAUGGUGCUGCCUUUGCCAUAGUUCAUGCUUACCUCAGGUUUGGCAUUGGUUUCAAGGUCCACUACGUGAUCCUUUGCCUUCUAUGCAUCCCUCGGAUGUACAAGUACUACAUUCACACAGAGGACACAGCAGCCAAAAGGAUUGCAAAAUGGUAUGUUGCUACAAUCUUAGUGGGAAGCAUAUGCUGGUUCUGUGACCGUGUCUUCUGCAAGACGAUAUCUCAGUGGCCUGUGAAUCCUCAGGGCCAUGCUCUGUGGCAUGUGUUCAUGAGUUUCAACUCUUACUGUGCAAACACAUUCUUGAUGUUCUGCCGAGCUCAGCAACGUGGAUGGAACCCAAAGGUAAAAUACUUUCUGGGAGUUCUUCCUUAUGUCAAGAUCGAGAAGCCAAAAACACAAUGAGAAGAAAGUGGGGAUAAAAAG